AUGACGAUCUUGAGCGACGAGCUGAACUGUCAGCAGGAUCCCGAGAGCGUCUUCUACGUCCAUGCAGGCAAUGGGUGGGGAUCCUUCCCGGAGGCAGUCGCCAUGGGGACUGAGCAGAAGGGCUACACGGGCGCCGCACCAAAGAUUUAUGUGGGCUCCUUCGACAGCGUUGAGCAGAAGGAUGGUGACAAGAGCUUCCGGCUGAGAAGUCGAGGCUCCGACCCCGCUUGGGUGAGGGUCGAG
Messenger RNA from Symbiodinium pilosum, 243 nucleotides. NCBI's taxonomy places the organism in Eukaryota, Dinophyceae, Suessiales, Symbiodiniaceae. The record is from the annotation of a GenBank genome assembly.